This is a messenger RNA of Amaranthus tricolor (Joseph's coat), 654 nucleotides long. Its product is annotated as probable O-methyltransferase 3. The coding region runs from base 1 to 654 and encodes 217 amino acids. Gene Ontology annotation, molecular function: O-methyltransferase activity; protein dimerization activity; S-adenosylmethionine-dependent methyltransferase activity. Gene Ontology annotation, biological process: methylation. The transcript has a single exon. Lineage: Eukaryota; Viridiplantae; Streptophyta; Magnoliopsida; Caryophyllales; Amaranthaceae. The record is from RefSeq and is a predicted model, not a curated record.
AUGGAUUUACCUACCUUUACAAUUAAUGAAGAUAAUGCAAAAGAGCUAUUAGAAGCACAACGUCACAUAUGGAAACAUUCUUUGUACUACUUCAAAUCCAUGGCCUUAAAGUGUGUCCUUCAACUUGGCAUUCCAGAUACCAUUCAUAAACAUGGCAAACCUAUGUCUUUAAAUGAACUAGCCACUUCUCUUCCAAUUCACCCCAAUAACAUUCCUUCCCUUAAUCGUCUAAUGCGUAUUCUAGAAUCCUCUAACUUCUUCUCCAAGAAACUUCUACAAGAUGGAGGAUAUGGGUUUGAUCUUACAUUGAGCUCCCAACUCCUGCUGAAAAACCACCCACUUACUCAAGCACAGUUUGCUCUUACACUGCUUGAGCAAAUGGUAACUGAUCCAUCUCAUCAUCUUACAAGCUGGUUCCAAAAUGGUGCAGAAUCCUCCUUCCAUGUUUUAAAUGGAAUGAGUUUCUGGGAGCAUAUGAGCCAUGAUUCUAAGUUUAUUCAGUGUUUUAAUGAAGCCAUGGAAUGUGAUUCGAGAUUCGUAACAAGCUUGUUGGCGAAUAACAAGAGUUUUAAGGGCAUAUUUGAGGGUAUUGAAACGUUAGUGGAUGUAGGGGGUGGUAAUGGGACUACUGUUAAGGCCAUUACUGAGGCUUAA